GGCGCGGAGUGUGUCUGUACCAGUUCAGACAGGUGCCCCCCUGGGGACGCCACCCCCAGCCCGCACCUCUCUGCAAAGUGGGAGUGGAGGGAGCGUGUCCGCAGAGGAUGCCCAUCCUCGUCUCGCCCGACAUCGCUGCCCGGUUCAAGGAGAAGUGGCUGCUGCUGCACCCCGAGGACCGGGACAAUGUGGGUGGGGCUGUGACCUUGGAUGACAGCCUCACCAGCCUGCAGUGGCUCCAAGACUUUUCCAUCGUCACCGCUGAUCCGGAGACACCACCUGUCCCCAGCCACCCUCUCCACGAGCCUCCCCAGCAGCUCUUCCAAGGGUCCGAGGCCCCGGCCAGCCCACCAGCAGGAGACACUGCGGCCAAGGGGAUGCCCCCGUGUCUGGGCAAACCCACUUCCGCAGCCACCUCCCCUGGCACCAGCUACCUGCCUGGCCUUGGCGCUGCAGAGAUUGAUUACAAGAGCAACCCUGGGGUGAAACCCCCUUACUCCUACGCCACCCUUAUCUGCAUGGCUCUGCGGGCCAGCAAGCAGGCCAAGGUCACCUUGUCAGCCAUCUACAGAUGGAUCAUGGAGAACUUCUGCUACUACCGGCAUGCUGAGCCCAGCUGGCAGAAUUCCAUCCGGCACAACCUGUCCUUGAACAAAUGCUUCCGGAAAGUGCCGCGGCAGAAGGACGAGCCAGGCAAGGGGGGCUUCUGGGAGAUCGACCCGCAGUACGCCGAUAUGUUCGUCAAUGGUGUUUUCAAGCGGAGACGGCCGCCGGCCGUGCCCUACAGCCUGCCACGGCAGCGCCCCGCCGUGCCUGCCCUGGAGGCAGGGUGCAGCCUCUUGUCCCCCAUGCCCCAUCUGGGGGAUGGGCAGCCAGGGCACACCCCUCACCAGGCUGCCCACCGCCCGCUGCACCAGCACGGCCAAUGCUGCCCCCUGCUGGAUGCCCCCAGCCCUCCGCCGAAGCGCAGCUGCCUGGCAGCCAGAACUGCCCAGUCCCCUCUGCUGCCCUCUAGUGGCAGAGAUGCAGAAGCCCUGCGAGGAAAUUUUGACUGGGCCGAUGCCUUUGACGAUGUCUUACGGGGAAACGGCAGCAAUUUCGAGGACCUGGAUAUUAACGCAGCGCUCAGCUCGCUGGCCACAGAGGUGGACCUCGCCAUGCAAGGCAGGUACAUACCCCUUGCCAGCAAGUGGGGCACCCCGGCUACCAAUCACCCCAGCCCAGGGGCUUCCCACUGGGAGGAUUUCACCCCCUUCGCCGACACCCCCCACCACCCCUGGGAGGAGGCGAGGGGGGAGGUGCUCGGCAACCCCUGGGGCUUUGAGCAGGGCUUCAACUUCUGUGAUGGCUUCCUCAGCGAGACUCAGCCCUGGGACAAAGUCGACACCUUCAUGUGAUCCCCCUCUCUUCUCUGGGGCUGCUGCCCCUCUCCUACCCCCUGGCAUGAAAGUAGGCUGAGUCCCUCCUGCUCUCCCAAGCACUCUAUGGGCAAGGCCCUGUCCUUCCCUGACUGCCAGUGCUUGUGGCUUCCUGAGCCCUUGGGCAGGGGUCACAUUAGGAGUCUGUCUCUUCCCCCCCCACACCCCAGCAAGCUGUAAUGUCCCAGACCGGCGACUCGGCUGGGCAGUGACUGCUGCAGGGCAGGGCAGGGCAGACCCUGACCCUGAGCCGCAGGAGGCUCCGUGCCUCAUCAUGGC
Malaclemys terrapin pileata is the source of this 1697-nucleotide messenger RNA. RefSeq names its product forkhead box protein J1-B-like. The transcript is spliced from 3 exons. The record is from RefSeq and is a predicted model, not a curated record. Bases 108 to 1397 code for a protein of 429 amino acids. Gene Ontology annotation, biological process: regulation of DNA-templated transcription. NCBI's taxonomy places the organism in Eukaryota, Metazoa, Chordata, Testudines, Emydidae. Gene Ontology annotation, molecular function: sequence-specific DNA binding; DNA-binding transcription factor activity.